AUGCUUUCAGCUUUUCCAGGAUGGGGCAAGGAUGGUGCAGAGGCACAUGAGAGGGUGACUCCAGAGAUGUGGUGUGUCACCGAAGAGGACCUGAAGUUCUUGCGCAACGAGAUUAAGCACGCGGUCCGAGCAGGGAACAUCAGACCAACUGAGCGGGAUGAUUUUGACCCGGAAGAUGACACCAUCGGCCCCAACAUGUACAACGUCGUCGACAACUACAUCAAGCCGCUGUGCCAACAGGCUGGGAACUCCAGUUGGGCACUCCUGCGAAACCCAGAUGGCCUCAGGUGCGAUCUCUUCAUCACGCACGGGUGGGCGGAGGGUGUCUAUGAGUUCAUCGACAAGGUUCUGGCCUCGUGGCCACACGGCGCCACUGCAGCGUGGUGCUGCGUGCUGGCUAAUCCUCAGAACUUGAACAUAGGUCGGAUGCUUGAGACUCCCCAAAGCUCACCGUUCGCAACGGCUUUGAAGGCUGCGCGUUCGGUCAUGGUGGUGGGAAACAGGACGGGCAGCAUUUACGCCCGGAUCUGGUGCACCUAUGAGGCCUACCUAGCUUUCAUGUGGGACAAGCCUAUCUUCACGGCACAUCCACCCAGGAGGGGGUGGGUGCGAGCGGUGCACGCAAUGACGAUGGAAGCAGGCAUCAAGUGGCUGGAGGGCAUGUUCCAAGCAAGCAGUGGGCUUGAUUUUGAGACGGCCCGGUCCGUGGUAAUUGGCUUCAGUUCCCCUGUGUUUGUGCUGUCCUACCUGACCAGCCGCCUGUACCGUUGGUCACAAAAGAGGAGCGAGUGCAAUGAUUUGGGCCAGGGCUUUAUUUCCAUCUUGCAUGCUGAAGCUAGUGAUCCCCAGGACAAGCAAAACAUUCUUCAGGACAUCGGCAGCAGCACAGAAGAUGUUGACGACUUCAUCCGAUUACUGUUGCAGACUACAGUGGUUACCCCAGACACCAAGCAAGCCAAAGCGCUAGGAGUGCGAUUCUCCGGCGUGGCGGACUGGAGCCUGCCUCUGCUUGUGGCCGUGUACUGGCACCUGGUAUGGCCCACACAGCUCUUCUCCGGUGAAGAUGUGGAUUGCAACUUGAGCAUGAUUUGCUUCAUUGCUUGCUCCAUAGCCUGGAUGACGUCAGACUUCUUCCACAAAGCCUUCAUCCGCUCGGUGCUGACAAAGCUCGGGAUCUUCCUCCUGAUCCUGCAUGCCCUGAUGCUUGUUCCCGGAGUUUUCGAAUUUGACAUCGUGACCAAUGCCGGCACCACCGCUCUGGAACAAGUUGUGGUCCACAUCGUGGGAGUCUUUGCAACAGCUUGCUGCCUCCUAGGAGUCCGUGGUUUGGCCCGCAUUCCUAGAUUGGGCUGCUCCAUGGCCAGCCUCUUGACCCCCGGGGCCCCGGACUUCUCUUCUUGGAUGCCGGCAUGUCGGUGCUUAAGCUGCCUCUCUUCACGAUGCCAAGACCACUGCCUGUUCUCUUCUUGGAAGGUGGUGGUAUGUCACCCGAAGGAGGUGGUAUGUCACCCACGUUGCUUGAGCCGCUGCCUGGGCUGGAUGAGAUCGUGCUGGCGCGGACGGACGUCUGAAAUUCAAAAUGCUCUGAGCUUUGGCCGGUCCUCGACAUCAGACAGUUUGAUAGAUGGUUGCCUGGCUGACCCCCACAGUUUCUCAGAGCUAAUUUAA
Messenger RNA from Symbiodinium necroappetens, 1668 nucleotides. The record is from the annotation of a GenBank genome assembly. NCBI's taxonomy places the organism in Eukaryota, Dinophyceae, Suessiales, Symbiodiniaceae.